ACGUACCGCGAGGGCGGGUAAUUUCGAGUAGCGGGAGAAGAGCGGUAACCGUUGGUAGUGGCCGUCCUCCGAUCUGGGGCCCCCGGAGCCGCGAUGGCUCAGCCAGACGAGGAUCGGUGGCCUUCGCGCUUGGUCGACAUGAAAGCAGUAGAUGAUUUGCUGAGAUGUGCAAUUUGCUUUGAUUAUUUCAACAUUGCAAUGAUCAUUCCUCAGUGUUCACAUAACUACUGUUCUCUGUGCAUAAGAAAAUUUUUAUCCUAUAAAACACAAUGUCCAACCUGUUGUGUGACAGUCACAGAACCUGACCUGAAAAAUAACCGGGUAUUAGAUGAACUGGUAAAAAGUUUUAGUUCAGCACGGAAUCAUAUGUUGCGGCUCACUCUAGAUUCACCACCAAUGUCUCCUCUGUCCUCUGGCAAAAAGAAUAUUCCUGGUAAAAUCCAAGUUCCUAAAGUGUCCAUGGGUUCUUCCUUAAGACAUGAAAACAGAAUGAUGGAUUCUUUCUUGAUAAAAGAAAUUAAUUCUCUAAAAACACCAGAGAAACCAAAGAGAGUAAAAGAAAGCAAAAUCAAUCCUAUAGGAAAAAAACCCUGCACUUCUACAGUGAUAAAAGAGACACCAAGUGAAGCCACAGAGGCUCAAAGGCUCACUUCAGUUAAUGGCCCUGAGAAACCCUCCACAUCUGGUUUUAAGGAAGUUAUUAAAGUGGAAUGUCCUGUUUGCAGCGUGAGCAUCCCUGAGGCCUUCAUAAAUAAGCACUUAGAUAGCUGCUUGUCACGAGAAGACAAGAAGGAUAGCCUUAGAAGCUCUGUUAAUAAAAGGAAGACAAUGCCCAAAGUUGUUUACAACUUACUUUCUGACCGUGACUUAAGGAAAAUGCUCAAGGAACAUGGACUUUCUAGUCAAGGGAACAAACAGCAGCUUAUUAGACGGCAUCAAGAGUUUGUGCACAUGUACAAUGCCCAGUGUGAUUCUUUACAUCCCAAGUCAGUUGCUGAAAUAGUUAAAGAAAUUGAAAAUAUGGAGAAGACUCGAGUACAACUGGAAUCAAAUAAACUGAAUGAAAAUGUCAUGGUAUUUACAAAGAACCAGACAGAAAAAGAAAUAGAUGAUAUUCACAGUAAAUAUCGCAAAGAACAUCAGAAUGAAUUUAAACUUCUAGUGGAUGAAGUAAAAAGCCGGUGCAAGAAAAGUGGCAUACUAAUGACCAAAGAAAUAAAGCAAGAGGUAGAGGAAUCCAUGGAAAAAAUAUUGCCUAUAACCAGGGGAGGAGAGGAUAAUAAACCAAUGCACACAGAUCUAAACUCAGCCACAGUCCAGUUAUCCCAGUCAAAUGUGGAAUCUCAGAUGGAGAUGGAGAUGGAGAUGGAGAUGGAGAUGGAGCAAGAUAAGAUUGAUGGCUCUUCUAAUUUACCUGAUGUUCAGGAAAUUCCUCUGUCUACCACAUCGGAUUCAGGAAGCAGCUCCAGCUCAGACAUCAUAAGAGACCUCAUAGAGGAAAAGGAGUUUUUGGCAACAAGAGGCCGAAAUAAAAGCAAGAAGAUGGCCACUAGAAAAUCAUGUCGUUCAGGAACACCAGAAAACAACUGUAGCAAUAGAAGAAGUAAGCGUAUCAAAAAUUAGACUUCCUCCAACUUUUCUAAGUACAGGAUCAAAGUAUGAUACAUUUUGUUAUCCUAAGUAUUUCAUAUUCUUUGACUGUUCAGGGGGAAGGUUAAAAUUCUCAAACUGGUUGUUUAUUGUUGUUGACAGUAAGUUACAUUUAGGCUGAUUUUCGUUUAGCCAAACAAGUCUUAAUCCCUGCUCAUUUGAUUCUCCAUUCCUUCCCCCUCAUCACUAAACACCUUCAUAUGCAACCAGACCCCCCUUCCCUCAGGAUUGGCACAGUGGUGGAUUCUCAGGUGUGUGUUUCUUAAUCAUAAAAUAUCCCUCCUGAGCCAGUUAUUUCCCUCAGCCCAAGGGUUUCUGCUUCUUUUUCCCAAUGAGACUUACAGUAGGAAAACUAGUUGGUAGAAGAAAAUAAUAAGGUGUUUCUAUGGAAAGUUAGGUACAGGCAUUUAGGUGAGCAUUUAUUAAUUAAUAUGCUUGAUUUAGACACAUAUGGUAUCUGAAUUACAGUGAUUUUGCUUGUUAAAUCCUGGUAGAUAUAAUUUAGCAGAAUGUUAUCGUGCAAAUGGCUCUUUGACUGCUUGUUACUUUUGCAUAAAAGAUUAAUAUUUACAUUUAAAAAGCAGCAGUGUUUUAAAAUAAUUAUAAAAUGUAUUCUAUACAAUUCUUGAAAAGGCUCUUAAAGAUUUAAGUGACUCUAUUGAUUAAUAUUUGUGCCUUUAAAUUCCUAAACCACAUUCUUAGUAUUUUGUAUUCUGACAAUUAAAAUUAUAAGUAAAUGGAUUAAACCUUCAUGUCAAUCUAAAUUUUUUUUUAUUUAUAUUAAAAGUUUGUUAUGUAUUGGCACACUACCUCAACAGGCACUCAAAUCCCUUUAAAAAAUAUAUUCCCAAGUAUCACUUUGGUGACACAGUGGUUAGAGCACUGGCCCUGGAGUCAGGAAGACCUAAAUUCAAACCUGGCCUCAGACACUUGAUACUUACUGUCUGUGUGAUCCUGGGCAAGUCACUUAACACCAGUUGCCUAAUCCAUAUGCACACAUGAGCACAUAAACACACGUACACACAGUCUCAGAGAAAAUAGUUUGAUUAUAAGUUGUUAAUAGAGAGAAAUGUAUGUGCCUUUUAACUUUGGGGUAUAAUACUAAUUGUCAGCUGUUGUAUUUAACCAAAGAUUUUUUGCCUCUCGGUGAUGAUUCAGUUUACAUUGUUAUAGUUAUUGUGUAUGACAUAUACCUUUAAAAGAAUAUAUGCUAUGAAUACUUUAGCCGUUAAAUUAUCUUGAACUCGGAAGAAUUCUUACUUGCCUGCAGAAUGUCUGCUGAUGUCUAAAGAACAGGAGUAAGCACUACUAAUAUCAUGGCAACACAUUUCUAAAUGUGCCAGUGACACCAUCAAUUUCUUCCUAUUUCUAAAGUCUGUUUCCACUAACCUUGGCUCUUCAUUAUAUGUUUGGAAACUGAAGUUAAAAAGUGGAGUCUUAGUAUGUCUGAAGGUUGAGUAAUUUCCUAAUCAGAAUGACUUUUUGUCUUUUUUAUGACUAUCCUGAAUCAUACUAUUACAUAAGAAUGUCUCAUUUUGUAAGUAUGAUUUGUUAUUUUAAAGGAAUUUGAAGUAGGACUCUUGAACCCAGAAAGAGAUCUUACAGGAGGCAAAUGUGAAUAAUUUUAACAAAAUAGUGCUACAACUUAUACUAAAAUAAGGCAUCAUAUUUAACUAUGUUAGUCAGUUAUGAUUUUUUUUUGGGGGGGAACUUAACAUUCCAUUUCUUUUCUCUAUGACUUUAUACAUAUUGUCCCCCUGUGUCUGGACGGUGGGCUCCCUUCUCACCUCCAACUUAUAGAAUCCAUAGCUUUCUCUAUAAUGAGGUACCCCCUUAAUCCUUAGUCUUUCUUUUAAACCCUUUCCUGACCCCUUUCACAACCCCCAAUUUUGAAUGCUCUCUUCCUUCUGAAAUUAUUUUGUAUUUAGUUCUCUGUGUACAUCUUGUAUCCCUGAAAACAAUGUCAAUUCCUUAAAAUUAAGUACUGCUUUGUUUUUGUCUCUGUAUUCAAGCACUUGAUGGGAAUAUUGAUACCUAAUAAAUGUUUGUUGAAAUGA
This is a messenger RNA of Sarcophilus harrisii (Tasmanian devil), 3707 nucleotides long. RefSeq names its product RAD18 E3 ubiquitin protein ligase (gene RAD18). Gene Ontology annotation, cellular component: Rad6-Rad18 complex; nucleus. The transcript has 13 exons. The record is from RefSeq and is a predicted model, not a curated record. Gene Ontology annotation, molecular function: ubiquitin protein ligase activity; single-stranded DNA binding. Lineage: Eukaryota; Metazoa; Chordata; Mammalia; Dasyuromorphia; Dasyuridae. The coding region runs from base 94 to 1623 and encodes 509 amino acids. Gene Ontology annotation, biological process: protein monoubiquitination; DNA damage tolerance.